UGUUACAUUUGUCUUUAUUCCACCGGCCCAAACAUUUACUUGACCUGAACCCAAAAAUAGACAUUUCUUUUGCUUCGUUUCAUCCAUCGCUCGCCAUCAGCUCACCAGGCGGAAUCAACUGUCGUCUCUUCCGCUCACUCACCCUCUGGACAUCCACACAUCGACGGGGGCGACAGCUUGGCACCGUUGCACCUCGUCUGCAGUGACCACGUAGCAGAGGCAUCAAACGAGUAGCGGUAGCUUCGUUCCUGUGCUACUGAAGUAGAACAGAUGCGUCUGACAUGGUUCAUUAAGUUGGAACCUGUGUAGAAACGUCCAUCAGGAUAAAGAACUGAAAAAUAAUACACACAUACCUCAGUUUUUGGGUCAUCCUGUGAAUAUACGAUAAUUGUAUUUAAGCAAUGUCUACAAUUACUGUAUCACUCUAAUAUGAAUGAUACCAAAAGGUAAAGACGGGUGAUAUGAGGCCAACAGAACAGAACAUUUAAUGUGGCUUCAGUUCAACCUCUGCAGAGUCUUCUGAAAAUAACUAUAACAAGAUGCUUUAAACACCUCAGGUCAUCACACAUCUCAGGUUAUUUUCAUCCCUCCCUCCUUCUCUUCUUUUCUCUUUACCUCCGUCCACUGUCACUUAUUUCCCCGUAGGAGACGCGUCAUCAGACCCUCAGAGAGGAAAGUGUCCGUGGAUGGAGGACAGUCACUUCCUCCUCGUGCUCACACUCUCAUGUCACAUGGAAGAACAGAGGGACACACGCACACUGAAAACUCUCCUCAUUAACUAAUGAGCUGGACACACACACACACGCACACACACACACACACACACUGAUUAUCUCAUCCUGUAACGGUGUCAUCAUUCCACUGAGCCCUCUUCACACAGCUCUACUCUCUCUGUCUCCAUUCAUGAAGUGAAGCCAUUCUUGUGGCUGACUGCUCGCUCUGUCCAUCAUGGAGGCGGUGGCUCUUUUCUCUUUCACAGCAUCAGAAGCAGAUGAGAUCAGUUUCCAGAAAGGGGACAUCAUCAAGGUGACAGAAAUGGAGGAUGAUUCUUGUUGGUUCACAGCCGAGAUUCUGGGGAAACGUGGCUUCAUCCCUGAAAACUACAUUUCCCUCCUUCCUCAUCGAUGGUUUGCAGGUCGGGUGUCGAGACUUGAGGCUGAGCAGCGGCUGCGCUGGCAGGACGCUGGAGUGUUCCUGGUGAGGGAGAGUGAAUCAGCUCCUGGGGAGUUUUCUGUCUCUGUCAGCUACGGCGACAGGGUGGAACAUUUCCGAGUCCUGGAGGCGGGCGGGCAGUACUGCAUCUGGGAUGAGUCGUUCUGCUCCCUCAACCGUUUGGUGGAUUUCUACAGAACUCACAGCAUCGCCGUGGAGAAACUCAUCUGUCUCAGAGACCCUCCCUCGUCCCCUCGCCUGCUGUCCCACCCUGGACACAACCCCUACCCUAACCCUUAUAAAAGCAGCUCUCAGGAAUCCCUCCCCUCGCCCCAUCUCUACUCACACCCAGAGAGAAAAACAGCUCCGGUGAAACCUCGUGUGGCUCACGCCCUCUGUGACUACACCCCUCAUCAAACCACUCACCUCCACUUCCUGCGUGGCGACGUCAUUGACCUGCUGGACUGCUCCGGCUCGCUGACCUGGAAGGGACACUGUCGAGGCCGAGUCGGCGUCUUUCCACCACAAUACGUCCAGUUGCUGUACCACUGACCCCAAAUCAAACUGAACGCCCUCAGUGCAGUGGCUACGAUCACUGAACAUAUCUCACUUAUCAGACAAUGAAUUUGAACUGCAGCUGAAACAAUUAGUCAGAUAAUCAAUUCAGAUUUCAUCAACUGUGAAUUAGCUUUCAUAAGCAGCACGCAGACAUGUGGUAAAUGGUUUAUAACACGCUAUGAUAUAGUUGUGAUUGUUUAUUUGUGUAUUUGCCAGCAACUAUGACUCGCUCUAUUGACACCCAGGAGGCUGCUUUAUAAAUAGAUUACUGGCUGCACACCACUACAUUAUAGGGUGGUAUAAAUCAUGUGUUACAUGCUUCUUUAGAAAUUAAGAUAAACUUAAUUUCUAACUAUCUCACUAACUAACUAUCUCAGAUUUGAACGCUAUCAUCUUGCACACUUGCAGCCAGGUCGAGUGUGUCUGGUCCCGUCACCAAACACCAAUCAGAGUCAGUCUCAACUCUUAAUGAGUUUCACCGCAUAUUUAAAGCAACAACUAAUAACAACCAAACGUACUGUAAAGGUGAACACUUGAACAAACAUCAGUGUGAUAAGAAGUACCUAAAAUGACUAAAGUAAUCUUUGAGAAAAAUGUUUUUGAUGUGUAGUUUGACUUUUUAGUUUGUCCCAUUCAUUAACAU
This is a messenger RNA of Paralichthys olivaceus (Japanese flounder), 2353 nucleotides long. Its product is annotated as GRB2-related adapter protein-like. Lineage: Eukaryota; Metazoa; Chordata; Actinopteri; Pleuronectiformes; Paralichthyidae. The record is from RefSeq and is a predicted model, not a curated record. Gene Ontology annotation, cellular component: plasma membrane; nucleoplasm; COP9 signalosome. Gene Ontology annotation, biological process: regulation of MAPK cascade; signal transduction. Gene Ontology annotation, molecular function: phosphotyrosine residue binding; epidermal growth factor receptor binding.